Protobothrops mucrosquamatus (brown spotted pit viper) is the source of this 3467-nucleotide messenger RNA. RefSeq names its product myosin IIIB (gene MYO3B). The record is from RefSeq and is a predicted model, not a curated record. Gene Ontology annotation, cellular component: myosin complex. Gene Ontology annotation, molecular function: ATP binding; protein kinase activity; cytoskeletal motor activity. The transcript is spliced from 30 exons. Gene Ontology annotation, biological process: protein phosphorylation. NCBI's taxonomy places the organism in Eukaryota, Metazoa, Chordata, Lepidosauria, Squamata, Viperidae. The annotation marks the transcript as partial.
AUGAUUGGACUGGAAUCUUUACUUGACCCCACAGAUACCUGGGAAAUUAUUGAGACUAUUGGAAAAGGAACAUAUGGUAAAGUCUAUAAGGUUACUAAUAAGAAGGAUGGCAGCCUGGCAGCAGUGAAGAUUCUAGAUCCUAUUAAUGACAUGGACGAGGAGAUUGAAGCAGAGUAUAAUAUCUUACAGUUUCUUCCUAAUCAUCCCAAUGUGGUUAAAUUUUAUGGAAUGUUUUACAAGGCAGAUCGAUAUGUGGGUGGACAGCUCUGGCUUGUUCUUGAGCUGUGUAAUGGAGGCUCUGUCACAGACCUUGUCAAAGGCCUACUGAAGAAUGCCCAAAAGUUGGAUGAAGCAAUAAUCUCAUACAUCUUAAGAGGUGCCCUUUUGGGUCUUCAACAUUUGCACAACAAUCGCAUCAUUCAUCGUGAUGUCAAGGGGAACAACAUUCUGCUGACAAUGGAAGGAGGAGUCAAGCUUGUGGACUUUGGUGUUUCUGCACAGCUCACCAGUACCAGGCUGAGGAGAAACACUUCAGUUGGGACACCAUUUUGGAUGGCUCCUGAGGUCAUUGCUUGUGAACAACAAUAUGACUAUUCUUAUGAUGCCCGUUGUGAUGUGUGGUCUCUUGGGAUCACGGCUAUUGAAUUUGGUGAUGGAGAUCCACCUUUGUUUGACAUGCAUCCUGUGAAGACCCUUUUUAAGAUCCCAAGGAAUCCCCCUCCAACGCUGUUCCAACCAGAAAAUUGGUCCAGAGGAUUCAACCACUUUAUUUCUCAGUGUCUAAUUAAGGAUUUUGAAAAACGUCCAUCGGUCACUCAUCUUUUAGAACAUCCCUUCAUACGACAGGCCCAUGGUAAAGAUAUGGCACUCCAAAAGCAGUUGAGCAACCUGAUUCAGGCACAACAAAAAUUAGGUUUUGUGGCCAAGACAAGGCAUGAACAAAUGCAUAAUCGCAGACCAUAUCAUGUUGAAGCUUCUGACAAAUAUUCUCCAGAUGAUGAUCUGGUAAACCUUGAAAUUUUGGACGAGGAUACAAUUAUUUAUCAGCUGAAGAAGCGAUAUGGAGAUUUACAAAUCUAUACUUAUGUUGGAGAUAUUUUAAUAGCAUUAAACCCCUUCCAAAAUCUCAGUAUAUAUUCUCCACAGUUUUCCAAGCUUUAUCAUGGUGUGAAGCGUUCCUCCAACCCACCCCACAUAUUUGCAACUGCAGAUGCUGCUUACCAAGGCAUGAUUACUUUUAAUAAAGACCAGUGCAUAAUCAUCAGUGGAGAAAGCGGCGCCGGGAAGACCGAAAGUGCCCAUCUCAUUGUGCAGCAUUUGACCUUCCUGGGAAAGGCAAACAAUCGUGCUUUGCGGGAGAAGAUCCUCCAAGUGAACCCUUUAGUCGAAGCAUUUGGGAAUGCCCACACUGCUAUCAAUGACAAUUCUAGCCGUUUUGGGAAAUACUUGGAAAUGAUGUUCACACCAACUGGAGCUGUAAUGGGAGCAAAGAUCUCAGAAUACCUGCUUGAAAAAUCCAGAGUUAUAAAACAAGCUUUAGGAGAGAAAAACUUCCAUAUAUUUUACUACAUUUAUGCUGGUCUUUAUCAUCAGAAGAAACUUUCUGAAUAUAAGCUCCCUGAGAAAAAGCCUCCCAGGUACAUUGCAAAUGACACAGGAAAGACGAUGCAUGAUAUUAUUAACAAAGAAUCCUAUGGUACUCAGUUUGAAGCAAUCCAGCAUUGCUUUCGGAUCAUAGGAUUUACUAAAGAGGAAGUGCAUUCAGUGUAUCGAAUUUUGGCUGGGAUCUUAAAUACAGGAAAUAUUGAAUUUGCUGCAAUUUCUUCACAGCACCAAACUGAUAAAAGUGAAGUGCCCAAUAUGGAAGCCUUAGAUAAUGCUGCUGCAUUACUGAGCAUUGGCUCAGAAGAACUUCAGGAGGCUCUCACCUCACAUUGUGUUGUCACACGAGGUGAGACCAUUAUUCGAACAAAUACUGUGGACAAAGCAGCUGAUGUACGAGAUGCCAUGUCAAAAGCUCUUUAUGGCCGACUCUUCAGCUGGAUUGUAAAUCGGAUUAAUAGCCUGCUGCAACCUGAUAAAAAUAUAUGCAAUGCUGAAAGUGGAAUGAAUGUUGGGAUAUUGGAUAUUUUUGGAUUUGAGAACUUUACAAGGAACUCAUUUGAACAGCUGUGCAUAAACAUUGCAAAUGAACAGAUCCAAUUUUAUUUCAAUCAGCACAUAUUUGCACUUGAGCAGAUGGAAUAUCAAAAUGAAGGGAUUGAUGCUGUCUUGGUUGAUUAUGAAGACAACAGACCACUCUUAGAUAUGUUUCUUCAGAAACCAAUGGGACUACUUUCUCUACUGGAUGAAGAAAGCCGAUUUCCCCAAGCAACAGACCUCACUUUAGUUGAUAAAUUUGAAGAUAAUCUGCGGUGCAAAUAUUUCUGGAGACCCAAACGAGUGGAGCUGUGUUUUGGCAUUCAUCAUUAUGCUGGAAAGGUUCAGUAUGAUGCUUAUGGCUUCCUUGAGAAGAACAGAGACACCCUUCCUGCUGACAUAAUGGUGGUAUUGAGGACUUCAGAGAACAAACUUCUUCAGCAGCUUUUUUCAAGCCCAUUGACCAAAACAGGUAACUUGGCUCAAACAAGGGUAAGAGUAACAGCUGCAUCCAGAUCUUUACCUCCACAGCUUGGGUCAGGUCGUAUUAAGAGUCCCAAGUAUCUCCUCAAAAUUGACACCAUGGAAAUUAUGAGGCAUCCUGAGGAAACCACCAACAUGAAGAGACAAACUGUGGCUUCCUAUUUCAGGUAUUCUCUGAUGGAUCUGCUAUCUAAAAUGGUGAUUGGGCAACCUCACUUUGUUCGCUGUAUUAAGCCCAAUGAUGACCGAGAGGCAUUGAAAUUUUCUCAAGAAAGAGUCUUAGUGCAGCUACGCUAUACUGGCAUUUUAGAGACCGUCAACAUACGUCAGCAAGGAUAUUCUCAUCGCAUUCAUUUUGAGGAGUUUGUAAAAAGAUAUUAUUACAUUGCUUUCAAAGCACAUGAGAACCCUUCUCCAAGCAAAGAAAACUGCAUUGCUAUUCUUCAAAAGGCCAAGUUAGACAAGUGGGCUCUUGGGAAAACAAAGGUUUUCCUGAAAUACUAUCAUGUUGAACAACUGAACUUGUAUCUGCGUGAAGUUAUAGGCAGGGUGGUGAUAAUGCAGGCUUAUACCAAAGGCUGGCUUGGAGCGAAAAGGUACAAAAAACUCAAACAGAAAAGAACCAACAGCGCUAUUACCAUUCAGUCAGCCUGGAGAGGAUAUGAUACUCGUAGGAAGUUCAAGGAUAUAAAGAACAAAAGAAAUGAUGCUGCUAUUCAUAUUCAAGCAGCUUUCAGAGGAUAUUUAACACGCAAAAAUUAUAGAAGAUGGAAGAACAGCAUUGACUAUGAAACAGAUGUGGAAUCAGUGGGUUUUGUUUCCAAUCUCAAAUAUGAAGAAAAUGG